Molecule: messenger RNA, 4272 nt
Organism: Mizuhopecten yessoensis (Yesso scallop)
Lineage: Eukaryota; Metazoa; Mollusca; Bivalvia; Pectinida; Pectinidae
Exons: 3
Coding region: 104-769 (221 amino acids)
Source: RefSeq, a predicted model, not a curated record
CGUAAGAAUAUCUGUGUUGUGUCUCCUCACAUAUAGUUGUUCACGAAGAUCGUCCUGUUCCUGUGAGAAAAUUAUAGGCAGUGUGAACUGAUAGGGAAAGAAUAUGGCUCAAGGCGAUCCAAUGAAAUGGCACUUGCCAGGAUGGAGGAUAGAACAAAGGUUUGCGCCUGGUGUCCUGAUCGGAAACUGGUCAGAGGAGAGAUAUACGUUCAAUAAGGGAGAUCAGAAACAUAACAGUACACAUAGAACAGAUUUCCGUAAUUUCAAAGGACACCGUCCUGAUGUGAUGGUAAGGAGGAAAGCCCUGCUGAAAAACAAUGGCCUCGGACCAGAGCAUAUAUUCCAUCACCAUGGUAAACGAUAUUCCAACAACGCUGUGUCUUGGUAUGAUGAGCAUUACAAUGGCCGUUGGACAGAAAACAACGAUCUUCCGGGAUUACGAGACUGGAAUGGUCACAAACUGUCAUGGGCACCAGAGAAAUCGGACUAUCCCCUCCAAGGAAAACCAACAAAUUUUGGAUUGCUACAAAAGCUUGAAAACAAGUGGUCAAACGAAAUUGCUGAUGAAACAAGGGGAGACUACUUAUCCACCUACCAGAACACCUUCCAUCAACACCCGACAGACACUAUGGUGAAGGCAAGAUUUGCAAUUCCUAAAAAUAUGUCUACGAGUCUUCACCCCGUCAAUAAAAUAAACAAAGAUUUACACCUCAGGAACACAUCGGUAUACAAAUCUCCGGAAAAGCUGCCAGCUCUGGCGAAUGUGUAAUUAUUGGAGCUGGGUAUAUCUGCUUUUUCAUCGUGUUCAAUCUGGACAUCAAUAUUUAGUACUGGUAUAUAAUACUAAGAAUCGAUUUGCAACAGUUUCAUUUAGAAAUGAAUUCUUUUACCAGACAGUAAGAGUAAGAUUGUGCUGUUGGAAUUGAAAGGUGAUUUACUAUGAUUUAAAACUACAAUUUUGAUUACAUGUUCAAUUAUGAAUUUCAGACGAUUUAAUUCGAAAUGUAGAUUCAUCUGAUUUCUUUUACAUAAAUAUUGUUUUUUGAUAUUUAUUUUACUGUUAUGUAACCAUUACAAGGGUAAUGUUGGUAAAGAAAAAAAUAUAAUGUUUAUUAACUGAUCAAAUUUUUAUCACUGAUACAAAAAAAUCUUUCCAUUGUUAAAAUCUGAUCCUUAUAAAACUUUCAUUUUCUGAAACAAAUAAUGUUUUUGAGAUUUUGAAUGUCACAAACUUGAAAGAGAAACCUUAGCUAUUCCUUCUGUACAUUUCAUACAGGUAUUCUCUCUUACCAAAACAUAUCUGGAAUAUUUCAGGAAUCAGAUAUUAUCAUAGUGCCUCUGUGAACAGCAUUAAUGUUUUUUUUCUAGAUUUUUUUUUGACCAUUUCAAUUUUUUCUGAAUAAAUCCUAGUACCUAGAUGUGUAGUAAUUUCUUUUAAAUUUUCCAAAAAAAAUCUUUUUUUCCCUUGUGAAGAUUGUAAAACAUACUUUAACUUUUAAAAUUAGGUCUUCCUUCUAACUUUGUGUUUUAUACUGGGAGAACUAUAGCAUUGUGGAGCCCUCUGAUCACCAAAAGUUGUUUGAUGAAAAAGAAAUAAAGUGAAUUUGUCAGUAUUGAUUACUACAUCAAAACUUAUUUAUUGCUUAUUAUAAUUAUGUAUAUAUAUAUAUUUCUUUCAUUAGCUGUAAAUAAUAUAUGCAAGUGUUUCUGCACCCUUUUCUAGUCUUUGUAUCAAAAUUAAAUUGGUCCUUGAAACACUGAACUGCAAAAACAUCAUUAUCUACAUGUAUUUAUAUAUAUAUAUAUAAACUCCACAAUUUUUCAGUAUUUAAUUAUAUAUAUAUAUAUAUACCUUUGUGACUUUUAUUGUUUACAUGCUGUGAUAUCUUUGAAAUCAUGUGAUAUUUUUAAACAUAUUUAAAAUUGAUUUUUAUACUUUUAAAAACACAAUUUAUAAUUGAUUGAAUUUGAUAUACUCAAUUUUUUUUAGUGUACCUUUAACAUAUUAAUUAAAAGUCUUAACAAGAUCUUGCAUUAAAUGCAAAUAGCAUAAAAAAGGAACACUUCAGAUCUAUGUACUUGGUGAAAAUGUGAAACUUUACCGUAAAGGAUAAAGUGAAAAUUUUGCUGAUAUGUAACAUCAAAAAUGUGAAGGACAGAAAUAGGUGAGGAUCAGAAAAGUGAAGAUUCGGCAAUGCAUGUUACAAAUUUAAAAGUGCUGAAAAAUAUUUUAUCAUUGAAGGAUCUGUCACUGAUAAAGUUCUGAUUCAUCAUCUAGAUUAAAUUGGGGACAUGUUUAUUUAUUAAAUAUGAAAUAUUAUUUAAACCAUUCAACAAUUAUUUGGUGAUUUGCAGCAUAUUUUCUUCUCAUCUGAAAUUUUCAAAUUUCCUCUGAAUAUUUGUUAUUUUUUAUUUUUUCUCUCUCUAUUAUGCUCAUAAAGUAUUUGCAUCUGAGAUCUCAAUGAACACUCGUUAUGAACUUGUAUUAUUACAAGUGUAUUACUCAAGCAGAGAUUUAGAUAAUCCAUUUUGAGGCCUGAUGUUAUAGCUAUACUCAGUAGAACUUGACUAGUUAAUUUCACUUCAGUAUUAACUCACAGUUUAAAAUACAGUUUCAGUAUUUGUUACGUAAUUUUUGCCAAUUCUUGAAUCUCUGUGAUAUAUUCUAAUAAUCUCAUAUUAUAUAUAUAUGCUCAAUAUUAGUCCAAUGAAAUUGGCAUAAAAUGAAUUUAAUUAUAGUUUGUAUGGCCAGAUUCUCAAUUGAAGUCAGCCCCAAAAAAUAAGUAUUACUCUAAUAUCAAACUCUGAGAAAUUGCAUUCAUUUAAUUGUUAAUAUUACUGUCUGAUAAUUUAAAGUUGCAGUAGUUUUGCUGUUUGAUAAUAAUUCAGUAUUUUAAUUCAUGCAAAAUUUUAUAAACCUUGUGAUAUGUAAUUAAACUUCAUGCUUCAGCUAUAAUAGAAAGGUACCUUUUUAUAAUUAUUUUGUACUUUGUAGCACUUUUUUAAAAAUAAAAAUGGCUAAUACAUGUUAUAGGCUUAAAACAAACAAGAUCAUCUUGAUAAUUUAUCGCAAAAGAAGAAUGUUACUAUUAUUUAUUUUCUUGUACAAAGUAUAUUGUCGGUGUGUUAAAACUUUGGAACCUUGUUAGUUAGAGAUAUUAAGAUUCUCACUAAAAAAAAUACCUGGAAUACACAUUUUCCAGGUAAUUCUGAAUAACGUGUAUUACCGAAACCUUCGUAAAUCUUAAAAUGAGCGGUUUGAUUUAUCGGUGAUUAGAACAGCUGAUUGACAAGAUUCCAUAAUUAACAGAAAACAAUAAUCUCGCAUAUUUAAUCAUUUAAUGCAUAUCAAACCACUUUGCUCAAGCCUCUUCGCUAUAAUAUCAAUAGGUGAAAGUUAUGUAUUUUAGAAGUUUUUAUUUUAAAGAUUAUAUGUAUAUAUAUAUUUAUUCAGCUGUAGAUAUUGUUAGCUUUUUUGGUUUUUGUUGGUUUUUCUUGUUACCAUUUUCUACCCUAUUCUUUAUCAUCAUCAGUAUUAUUGGUUUCACAGUAUUGUUGAUAACAUAAUUUGUGGUGCACACUUUUGUAUGUAUAUACUCUCGAUGGUUCGUCUAAGGUUGUGUGUCACAAUGACACAGUAUUAUCAUAUUAAAAUAUUAUCAUGUUAAAGUAUAUAUUUCUAUUUUGUACAAAAAUUGAAAUUAAUAUUUCCGUCACAGUAUUUACUGCAUUUUUGUUAAAAAUCAGCUUUGUUAUAUCAAAGAAGCACUUAAUUUUUUAAAAAGAAGAAUCGAUCAUGUAGUCUUGAUAACUUCAUAUCUGUGUAUUUUAACACAAAACUAUUUUCUCUGAAAUAAUAACAGAUGUUAUCAAGAUGACUUAAAAUAUUUCAAAUAAUAUGAAUUUCAUAUAGUUUCAUUUUUAAAGAAAAAAUCAGCACUGAUGCUUCACUAUCAGAAAUAAAAAUUCUCUUUCAAAUUCCCUCACUUUCAAAUUAUUUAACACUUUCAUUUCACUUGAAGUUAUUUGACUGUAUUUGAUUUAUUUCAGUAUUUCAUGAUCUACAAAUUGUUCCUUAAAAUUGUACAAGCAAGGAGCGAAAAGGAGUGUUGUUUGCUAGCUUGACUUGUACACAAUUUCCUAUUAGAAAUUGUUUUUCUACCAGACCUGAAUACAAUCAGUUGAAUUACAUAAAUGUGAAUUUCCAUAACUGUGAUACCUAUGAGUUGUUUUUAUGUGUUUUAAGGCAACAAAUAGAUUGUUAAAAUUGAU